AUGCCCCCGAAAGCCGCUCCCGUCGCCUUCGGCACCAACGCCACCGAGAGUGAGAUCAAACUCGCCUUCGCCAUCAUGAAACUCGUGGCCCGUCCGACCUCCAGCGCCGCCUUCGCCAAGAUCGCCGAGGACGCCGGCUUUGCCAGCGGCGACAGCGUGCGCCACCUGGUCCGCAAGGCCGCCGACAAGCACGACUGGUUCUCCGCCGCCGGCGAUGAGGCCACUGGCGGCACCACUCCGCGCCCCAGAAAGGUCGCCACCCCGCGCAAGAAGAAGAUCGCCGAGGCUGCCGAGGAGGGCGCCGAGGAGGAGGGCACCCCGACCAAGAAGCGCGCCCGCAAGGGCAAGGGCAAGGCUGCCGCCGCCGCCGCUGCUGCCAAGGAGGAGACUCCCGAGGAGGAAGCUGGUGACAAGGGUGGCGCCUCGAAGGACGCUGAAGUUGAUGCUGAUGCUAGCGGCUCCCAGGAGAAGGAGGAUGGCGAGAUCUGA
Messenger RNA from Colletotrichum higginsianum IMI 349063, 489 nucleotides. RefSeq lists its product as uncharacterized. The record is from RefSeq and is a predicted model, not a curated record. Lineage: Eukaryota; Fungi; Ascomycota; Sordariomycetes; Glomerellales; Glomerellaceae. The coding region runs from base 1 to 489 and encodes 162 amino acids. The transcript has a single exon.